AUGGAGAAAUUUGUUGUUACCACAAAUGUAAAGGUUAACAACCAUAUACCCAAUGAUCUUGUCCUCUCUAUCCUGUCUAAGUUGCCUAUAAAAUCUUUGAACCGAUUUGCAUGUGUAUGCAAAUCUUGGACUCUCUUGUUUAAAAUUCCUCAUUUCCUGAUAAUGUAUCACAACUAUUUCCUUUCUAAUAACCAUUCUUAUUACGAUGGUACUUCUAUCCUCCUAAAUGAUAGUCUAGUUCAUUUGACGAAUGAACUGGAUGAACCAUUACACUCUACAUUGUAUUUACUUUCUGGUGAUAGGCUUGAGAAUAGGAUCAAAUUAGAUUGGCCACCUCCAUUUCACGAGGACGAUAGUUGUAUUCAUAUUUUGAGUUAUGUGGCUGUUAAUGGGACUCUUUGUUUCACACAUGAUAUUGGCAUGUAUGCAAAAUGUGUAUUUUGGAACCCUGCUACAGAUAAAUUCAAGGUCAUUCCACCCAACCCUUUUGAGUUUGUACCUUAUCAUAACACUUUAUUGCAACCUCGUGGUUUUGGUUAUGACCAUGAAAGAGAUGACUAUAAAGUGAUUCGACAAUUAGUUUUCUUUGUUGAUGACAACAUAGAUGUGCCAUGUGAGGAACCUAUAUAUUUCUCCCCGAUGUGGGAGAUAUAUAGUAUAAGAAGUAAUUCUUGGAGGAAACUUGAUGUUGACAUGCCUUAUAGUAGUGCGUGUGAUGAACUGUACAUGGAUGGAGUUUAUCAUUGGUGGAGUAUAAAUGAUUACAGUAGUCUUAGUAAUGUUGGGCCAUGUUUGGUGUCAUUUGACUUGUGCAAUGAGGUGUUCCUUACAACACCUUUUCCCUAA
Molecule: messenger RNA, 846 nt
Organism: Cicer arietinum (chickpea)
Lineage: Eukaryota; Viridiplantae; Streptophyta; Magnoliopsida; Fabales; Fabaceae
Product: putative F-box protein At3g16210
Molecular function (GO): protein binding
Source: RefSeq, a predicted model, not a curated record